GGUUUCUAUAUCGUCAUAUCCGGGUAUUUGGGCGUUCAUCGCCAUUUGCAUUGCUUCAAAACAGCCUAAGUUUGCGGUCAAUUUGAUCGCAUAGAGCGCUAACAAGCUCUCAAAGAGUUUUCAGGGGUUGUCAAAACCCCUUUCUGUAUUAUUUACAAACCAUCAAUAUUUCAUAUUGCAUAGAAUUUCUAGUAUAGAAAUUUGAUUUUCCUCGGUUAGUUUCAAACAUGGAGCAGUAAAAAUGAUGCCAAAAAGCAAUCUGGGUAAUUCUUGUGUGGCCGUGUGGUCCAAAACAGCACUAUUUUAUCUGGUAGUUGAUGUCAGAAGAAGAGAAAGCAAAGAUGGACAAGAAAGGAAACUCCCGUCAAACAUUUUCUGUACAGAAAUCUAAUGGCAGCGAUUCUAGAAAAGAUGUUGCAACAAGAAAUCAACGUUCUGGUAAAAGACGCGGAAAUUAUAAUGGAGGUGGUGGCAAUUACUCGUACAGUGAUGGACAGGGUAGAAAACCUACUCCACAGAAAUUCAAAAAUACAUGGGAUAAACGCCCAAGACAGCGCGGGGAGUAUUCCAGUGGAAAUGGGGGUGACCUAGAAGAUGAGGACCUGGGAGUCGAAUUCGGCUCUGCGAUCCAGGCAGGAUCAAAGAAAGGCAACCUCAAUCAUCUGCUCAAUUUUACCUACGAGCAUGAGAGUAACCAGAGUGGCUAUCGGGGGGCAGCAAAUAGUAACAGAGCUUACUAUAGCAGGGGAAGACCUAUACAAUACAGAAAUACUUACUCCAGAUACAGUAAAAAUUGUUAUAACAAGGAGCAGUUUUUGCAAGCAAACUGCCAGUUUGUAGUGAAAAAUUCUGGUGACUAUUCUAAACAUUUGAUUGACCCCGAUGUACUUGUUGACUGGGAUAAAGUUGAACAAGUGCGUGUGAUUGGGACAGAGCCAGCAUCAUGUCCAAUUUGUCUACAAUAUCCGAUAGCUGCCAAGAUGACCAGAUGUGGUCACAUAUUCUGCUGGCCGUGUAUUUUACACUACCUUGCUUUAGGGGAGAAAUCCUGGAGAAAAUGUCCUAUUUGCUAUGAAUCUGUGCACAACGAUGAUCUCAAAAGUGUUGUAUGUCGUGAAGUACAGAAUUAUAAAGUUGGAGAUACUAUUACUUUAACAUUGAUGAAGAAAGAGAAAGGCAGUAUUUAUGCAGUACCCGCUAAUCUAUGGCAGAAACAACCUGGAAAAUGUCAUAACGUAAAUGAGAAUGAAGAUGUAACUCAGCAUGUGAAGCUUCUUACUGCUACACCAGAACAAGUGUUACAAGUUACCGAGAUGGAAAAACAACAGUUACAUAUGCUGCUAACUGAUGCUGAGUCAUCCGAGGAACCAUUUAUCAAGGGGGCACAAGAUCAAGUAAAGGCUAGAGAAUUGUCGUUGCUCGGUAUAUCUGAGGUACAGAAAGAUAUUCAGAAGGCUGUUGACAGUGUGAAGGCUGUGACAUCUGAAACAAUUGUUAGUCCUGCUGAAAAAUCGUGUUCCCUAAAUACAGCUGGUCGCCAAGGGUCACAGAAGAUAAAACAGUACAAGAGUGCCUUCUCUGAUGAAGAAGAAGAAGUCACUGAAGAUGUUGUUGAUGAUAAAAUAGAAAGUGAUGUUCAAGGUGAUCAGGAGCAAACAAGUAAUCAAACUACAACAACAAAAGAUGGAGAAUCAAGCCCAUCAGUACCAGUUAGCCCAUCAUCUAUUGAGCACUCUGUAUCAGAAGAGUUCACUGUUGGUUCCCCAGAAGCCCAGGCCGUACCUGUAGAGAUGAUACCGGAUAUGAUGCCUGUAGAAGAGGCUGCAGAACAUCUCGAGUUGCCCACCCAGCAUGGUGAUAAAACUAGACACAAAUCGGGAGAUAAUGCUUUCUAUUUUUAUCAAGCUGAUGAUGGUCAACAUAUCUACCUACAUUCUCUUAAUGCGAGAUGUUUAGUUAAAGAGUAUGGUAGCUUAGAACAUUGUCCACAGAAAAUUACUGCUUCCAUUGUAGAGAAAGAAAGUGUGUUUGUCACUGAGGAGUUAAGAAAGAGACUGCGCUAUUUGAGUCAUUUGCCUCUGACCUGUGGUUUUGAAGUCGUAGAAUUGGCACUUAGACCACCACUAAUAGGGAAAGACACCCUGAAAUACUUCACAGAUGAUAUUGAUAAACGUCGAAGACAACGGCAGAGAAGGGCUCGAGAUGAUAAAAGAAUGGCAAGAAUGAUUGAAGAACAGGAGAGAAAGAAGCUUGGUCUUGGCACAGGGACAAUAGUACACAGCCAGUUUCAGCAACAACAACAACAAGGGUACAGUGACAGACAAAGUGAUACUAGAAGUGAUACCAGCUCUCCACUGUUAGAUACACCUGUUGGCAGUCCAGGUUUGAAUGUUAAUGCAGCCGAGUUCAAUCCAGGAACCAGCCCUUGUGAAGAAGGGAGCCAGACAUCCACUGUCUCUUUUGCACAGAUGCUGAAAGCUGGACAGAAGAGUACAGUUUGGCCAAAGAUGCAGUCUGAGACGAGCAAGUCGCCUGUGUCGCCAUCUAGUGGGCGUGGAGGUAGUGAUGAGAGCGAUAAUGAGGAUAAAAUACCUGUCCCCAAAUAUCAGAGCUCGUUUGGAAGUGCUAUAGAAGCUGCUUUUGAAAGUAUUGGCACAAAGACAGAAUCAUCAAGUCCACAGGCAACUGGAUCAACAGCUCAGACUACACCAGGAAGUGGCAAGAAAAAGAAGAAACAACUUGUUCUAUUUUCAACAUCAAUGGCAAGAGGAGGAAAAUAGAGGGAAAUAAUGGCAAACAGGAAUAUAAUGGCAAACAGAGCUAAUUUUACAUAUGUUCAUUGACAACUGCCAAUCAAUAACAAACAGACUGUGAUUCUGUGACAUUAGGAUAGUUAAACAAUUAAAAGUGCAAAUUGUGUGUGUUUUAAGUGAUAUCUUAAUUAUUUAAACUGCAUCAUAGGUGCUUUUGGUGUUACAAUUAGUGGAUAUAUGUUGUGAAAGUUACUGCAUAUAUACUAAAAACAUGGUGUUUUCCCAAAUGGAAUUAUCCCUGAAUAUAUUCUAUCACAACAGUGGUCAGUGUGUGUGGAAGCUUUAAAAACUAGCAUAGUAUCAGGAAAAAAGACCUUGUAUAUUUAGCAUUGGGUUGGAAGGGUUAAAUUAUGUUGAUAAUUUUUUGUUAUUUGUUUUAUUAUGCUUGUUUUUUUCUGUAUGUAAAUUAUUUAAAGGUAUGAAUUCAGAUCGUUUGAGUAUUCAGACAAAUACUUUUUGAUUUCUCAAUAAAAUUGUGAAGAAUCAAAAAUUUAUUAACUAAUUAAAAUGAAUAUAAAUUUGCUUCUGAUAAUUGUGUGUUUGUACAUGGCCUCGUUCUGAUUUCUGAAGUGAAAUCUCGUAUUAGACCUAGAGGUAUUCCACCAACCAAUGGGAUGCCUUGUGUAAAGUCUUAAUACUUUUCAUUACGGAAACAGAACGGGGCCAUACUUACAUAUCAGUAAGGAUUAUGGAACCUAGUGAGCUUGACGAUGUAUGGUAGUCAUCAUAUUGGUAUAUUUUUUGAAGUAAUAAUGUCACAGUGUUAAACACUUUAUAAUGUGAUGGAAAUGAAUUUAAGAAAUGGAAAACUUGACUGAAUGCAAAAGUGACUUUGAGUUUAUUACCCGAAAUAAUAACUGAUUCAUUAAGGGUCGUAAUACUUAAUACAGAACAAAAGAAUUCUGAAUUUUGAUGAUUUUGUAUCACCCAGUGUAAGUUAGAAUGUAUUUAUAUUAGUUUUGGAUUUUGAAACUUGAUAAAAUUAUGAUUAAAUAAAAGUGGAAAGGUCUUUGCUUAACAUACUGUUAACAUUCUUUAUAUAUUUUAUAAAAAAAACCAUCAUGAUAUAUUUCUUAUAUAUAUUUAAAUGUAUAUUAAUUUUGUACUUGUUUAUCAUCCUAAGACAGCUUUCCUAGUUUGUACAUCUUGAAAAGUAUUUAGUUUUUUAUGUAGAAUAUUAAAGCAUAAUUACACUAUCACAUGUAUACUUUGCUAUGAUAUUUUCCGAAGUCUUGAACAUGUUUUAUUCCUAUAGUUGUAAAAUUAAUGCCUGUUUUGUUACCAGUUUCAGCAAUAAACGCUAAAAUGUUA
Molecule: messenger RNA, 4124 nt
Organism: Ruditapes philippinarum (Manila clam)
Lineage: Eukaryota; Metazoa; Mollusca; Bivalvia; Venerida; Veneridae
Product: E3 ubiquitin-protein ligase RNF10-like
Exons: 18
Coding region: 318-2780 (820 amino acids)
Biological process (GO): positive regulation of transcription by RNA polymerase II
Molecular function (GO): transcription cis-regulatory region binding; metal ion binding
Source: RefSeq, a predicted model, not a curated record